Messenger RNA from Paramecium pentaurelia, 522 nucleotides. The record is from the annotation of a GenBank genome assembly. Lineage: Eukaryota; Ciliophora; Oligohymenophorea; Peniculida; Parameciidae.
AUGUUUUAUUAUUAUCGUAAUUGCUGUCUAAAAAAAGUAACUUAUUCUGGAGAUUAUAAAAAUGGCAAGAAAGUUGGGUUAUGGUAUCUAAGGCAUUAAGAUCAGAAGAUGUAAAAGAUUUUAUAUGAAGGGAAUAUCAAAUAUAACAUAGUGGUUGCGGAUCAUAUGAUAAAGAAGGUAUGAAGUAGGGUAUUUGGGUUGAAUUAUGGUGACUAUUCGUGGAAUGCUUAUGUAACUUAUAGUGGUUAAUAUAAAAAUGAUAAUAGAGUUGGUAAAUGGGAUAUUUGGUAAAUAAUAAGAUGUAAUAAUAUUUUCUAAAGUGAUAUCGAAUUAAUAUUAUAGAGGAGUGGUUAAUAUGAUGAAAGAGGUGAAAAGUUUGAUAAUUGGGUUGAAAUGAAAUUUGACAUCUGGUAUAAAAAUUAAUUCACAUUAAGUGGGGAAUAUUAAAAUGGUAAAAAGGUUGGUAUAUGGAUAGAAUUGAAUAGGAAUGAGAAACUUAGUGAGAUCAUAUAUGAUUAUUGA